Molecule: messenger RNA, 2373 nt
Organism: Exaiptasia diaphana
Lineage: Eukaryota; Metazoa; Cnidaria; Anthozoa; Actiniaria; Aiptasiidae
Product: translation initiation factor eIF-2B subunit delta
Exons: 13
Coding region: 2-1603 (533 amino acids)
Source: RefSeq, a predicted model, not a curated record
CAUGGCGGGUGUUGGUGAUCAAAGUGAUUCGUCAAAUCUCAACAAAUCAAGUUUAAAAGAAAAACCUGACUCACASCCAGAAAAAGGAAAGGAGUUUGGACGUCAGGAAUCAGCUGGGAAACAAGGUUCACACUCAGGAAAGAAAGGUAAGCAGAAAAACAAGGGAGACAAACAGCAAAAACAAAAACCUUCAAAACAAAAGGAUGAAAAACCAGACACAAAGAAGGAUGGAGAGGGUAAGACUGAGUCAGGAGCYUCUGGUGGAAAGGCAAAACAAGAAGGAUCAGUACCGACUGGAGUUGCUGACAACAAAGAACAACCACAGAAGAGUAAAGCUGAGCUGAAGGCUGAGAGACGAGCAAARCAAGAAGCACAGAGAGCUGCUAAAACUGCACGAAAUGAAGGUGGAAAACCUAGGACUGAUUCAGUACACAGAUCAAUGCAAGURGCACCAAGUCUACAAGUUGAUGAUGCCAAAGUGCAAAAGAAGGUUGCCAAGAAGCUUGCAAGAGAACAGGUUCCCGUACGACCAAUAUCCCAGAAGAAAGUUGGUUUAUUUUCUCACCUGCAUCAGUAUGAAAAAGAUGUAUCUUUAACUCAGGAAUUGAGUCUAGGUACAGURGGGAACAUCCAUCCUUCUAUAGUUAAGCUUGGUGUCCAAUAUGCCAAUGGAAUUAUAUGUGGUUCGAAUGCUAGAUGUAUGGCACUUUUGUUGGCYCUUAAAAAGUUUAUUGCUGAUUACAAUACUCCAGCUCAUAAAGAACUGUCAAGAGACUUAGAGGCAAAGCUGAAACCAAACAUCAGUUUCCUGACCCAGUGUAGGCCCUUAUCAGUAAGCAUGGGUAAUGCUAUCAAGUUUGUCAAGUACAAUAUUACAAGAAUAUCUCCAGAUAUGCCUGAAGACGAGGCCAAAAAAGAGUUAAUYAGGAGAAUUGAUACGUUUCGUAGAGAAAGAAUCAUUCUUGCUGGUGAAGCGAUCUCUAAAACGUUUGCWAAAUGCAAAAUACAUGAUGGUGAUGUAAUUCUKACUUAUGCAUGUUCAUCGUUAGUACUCAAAGUUCUUAAAGAUGCUCAUGAUGCUGGCAAGAAAUUUACAGUAAUAGUAGUUGACUCAAGACCAAAACUUGAAGGUCGUGAGUGUCUGCGGAGACUUGUCAAUCAUGGUAUUAGAUGCUCGUAUGUACAAAUCACYGCAAUGUCGUACGUCAUCAAAGAAGUGUCUAAAGUAUUUCUCGGCGCGCAUGCGCUGUUGGCCAAUGGUUACGUCAAGUCACGUGUUGGGACAUCAAUGAUAGCGCUUAUGGCUAAUGCGUACAACGUGCCAGUUUUGGUUUGCUGUGAGACGUAUAAAUUUAGUGAACGCGUACAAACAGACUCGUUUGUUUCCAAUGAAUUAGGUGAUCCCGAUGAUCUUGUUGCCUUACCAAAGCACCACCAGAGGAACCCUCUCGAAGGAUGGCGGGAUAUCCCCCCUCUUCACCUCCUUAAUUUAGUAUAUGACGUCACUCCACCUAACUUUAUCUCUAUGGUAAUCACCGAAGUAGGAAUGAUCCCCUGUACCUCUGUUCCCGUAGUAUUGCGAGUACAAAAUCCGGAGAUGUAACAACUGCUAUCGUAUAUAUCACCAGUUUACCUAGAAAAUGCUGAGCAUAUGUAUGCCUUACCUGCCUUAUCUAUUUAUUAACCGGUAAUUAUUGCAAAAGGAAAUUAUUUUCAGAACGCUCAUUACAAUCCGAUCUCCACUAUAUUAAACUGAUAUUUUUUCGGGAUCUCAAAUGGCGAAAACACAAUAUAGAUUCAUUGUUAUUCAGGUGACUUAGUGUUUCUUACUGGGUAGCAUGAUAAGGCUCAACGACGCUCAUGGAAGUUGUGAGUUGUAAUACGAGAAAAAUCAUGUCAGAAAAUCACCAGAAUUAGAGGGAGAUCCCCGGGGAGAUGGGAUUUAAAAUUAAUACUAGAGAAAAGGCGUAGAGAUUUAAUUUUAAUGGUAAAUGAGAAGAGUGACAACCUUAAGCAAACCAUUACUAGUAGUGUAGACGAUAUGGGAAGGGAAGAGUGUUCCCUAGGUUCCUAAAUAGUCGCCCUGUUCCGUAUGGGUGCCACAUGAUAGAAUCAUCAGAUUCAUUGCUAUCAUCAUCAUCAUCAUCAUCAUCAUGUCUUCUAACUGAUAAGUAAUCACAAUACGAUUGCAAUCCACACUAAUGAUAAUCUAAAUAGGACUGAAGGGUUUUUUCUUAUGAAAGAUUCUUUAUUUCUGUAUUUACAUGGAAUGUAUUUAGUUCAAUAUGGAGUAAUUUAUUAGUUUUGUAAUACAUGAUUAUGAUAUGCUGUUCUUUUCUUGUGUUGGUUUCAAAUAGACUAGAUUGUACAGAA